GAACUAUGUCACGUGGGUUGAUAGCUAUGCCAGCUGUCUGGUUUCAUGCAGCAAGUCGAGCAUAAACAAGAUGGCAGCACUUUUCAAAGCUAGAAAAGGUCAGUAUACAAUAAAUACACAAACUAUUGACAUGUGCUCCUUUGUCUCUCAAAUACAAAGGGAUGUUUUACUUGCUUUGUUUGUUGAUCCUUCGACAAUGAAUAGACUUAGGAAAGUCAUGUGCCGGGGUGCUAGCAAGCUUGCUACAGUACUCGGCUAGUUGCUUAUGCUAGUAUUUGGUAAUGAGCUAGCUAGUUAGCUAAAGACCAAUGCUAAGUAACGACAGCUAGCUGCAUAUCGAGUGUAUAGGUGGCUUCUUAGCUAGCUAACAACCCCCAGAAACAAUUGACAAUUUGUAUGCAUUACUAGAAUGCUGUAUUUGCAAUGGCAGUAAAUUAAACUUACUGAGUCUGGCUUUAGUUGAGCUAAUAAUAACAUUCGAGGCAUUUGAACUUGAAUGGGGUUAAGUGGGACUCCAGUCAGCUAACGUUUAGUAACCAUUGUUUACCAUUCACAGUAACCCUGUUUGUGUGGUUAUCUAUGUAAUACACAGAUUAUAGCGAAUUUAUUCGCAUUUCAAGGUGUCUGGUUUUAACGUUGUCAACCCACGUAUUUUCUCGGGCACGCACGCUCUCACUGGGACAAAGGUUACUAGCGAGAGGACGGAGGGUGACCUUAAACCUACACUGAAUAAAAAUAUAAACGCAACAUGUAAAGUGUUGGUUUCAUCAGCUGAAAUAAAAGAUCCCCAAAUUUUCCAUAAGCACAAAAAGCUUAUUUCUCUCAAAUGUUGUGUACAAAUUUGUUUCCAUCCCUGUUAGUGAGCAUUUCUCCUUUGCCAAGAUAAUCCAUCCACCUGACAGGUGUGGCAUAUCAAGAAGCUGAUUAAACAGUAUAAUCAUUACACAGGUGCACCUUGUGCUGGGGACAAUAAAAGGCCAUUCUAAAAUGUGCAGUUUUGUCACACAACACAAUAUCACAGAUGUCUCAAGUUUUGAGGGAGCGCGCAAUUGGCAUGCUGACUGCAGGAAUGUCCAACAGAGCUGUUGCCAGAAAAUGUAAUGUUCAUUUCUCUACCAUAAGCCACCUCCAAUGUCGUUUUAGAGAAUUUGGCAGUAGGUCCAACUGACCUCACAACCGCAGACCAUGUGUAUGGCGUCGUAUGGGCGAGCGGUUUGCUGAUGUCAACGUUGGGAACAGCGUGCCUCCCAUUGUGGCAGUGGGGUUAUGGUAUGGGUAGGCAUAAGCUACAAACCAUGAACACAAUUGCAUUUUAUCAAUGGCAAUUUGAAUGCACAGAGAUAACGUGAUGAGAUCCUGAGGCCCAUUGUCGUGCCAUUCAUCCGCCGCCAUCACCUCAUGUUUCAGCAUGAUAAUGCACAGCCCCAUGUCUGUACACAAUUCCUGGAAGCUGAAAAUGUCCAUUUUUCCAUGGCCUGUAUACUCACCAGACAUGAUAUCUAUUGAGCAUGUUUGGGAUGCUCUGGAUAGACGUGUACGACAGCGUGUUCCAGUUUCCGCCAAUUUCCAGCAACUUCGCACAGCCAUUGAAGAGUAGUGGAACAAUAUUCCACAGGCCACAAUCAACAGCCUGAUCAACUCUAUGCAAAUGAGAUGUGUCGCGCUGCAUGAGGCAAAUGGUGGUCACACCCCUACCUUUUUUUAAAGGUAUCUGUGACCAACAGAUGUAUAUCUGUAUUCCCAGUAAUCUGAAAUCCAUAGAUUAGGGCCUAAUACAUUUAUUUCAAUUGACUGAUUUCCUUAUAUGAGUUGUAACUCAGUAAAAUCUUUGAAAAACUGUUGCAUGCUGUGUUUAUAUUCUUGUUCAGUAUAGUUAACAGCCGACCAAUAUAAAUCGAUAUAACCAGCUAUCACGAUUAUUAUUGUGAUCAUUUACAUCUUGUUGAAUAUUUUUCACCCUUGAGGGAAUUUGUAAAGGUAAAUGACUAUUCAGUAGCAAAUUACUAAUCUUUUUAGUUUACAAGUCACAUAGCCUACCUACACCCAGGGCCUCUAUCAUCAUUAUUGGGUAAUCUUCAUGUCCAGUCUCCAACCUUUACCCCAGAGGCAGGGGGUUGUCAGUGUGGUGAGAAUUAGCUAGCCAGUUAUCUAUUGUGGAGGAGGUACUGUGUGUGUGUGUGCGUGCUAGGGACGUCACAGGGACCCGAAUGUUUUUGGGUCAGCCCCAAUUCUUUUUGCGCUGCUGCGAUGGUGUUUAUUUUUUUUGUCAACUGAAUUCGCCGCUUUGUUCAUAGAGCUGUGGUUAAGUGAAACUCCCGAAGUCAUCCAACCGUUAUAAUCAGGGGUGUAGUGCUGCCGGAGUGGAGCGAUGCUUCUCAGAAUGGUACUUUUUCGCAAGAUCACUUUAUGAUUAAUUAGUAUUCUACAUAACAACCCUAAUAUAAUAGCAUAGAUAAUGUUAGGCUACUAUUAUACCAAAAACUUAGGCUACAUCAUUCAAGAAGAUCAAAAUGUAUAUUCCCAUGAAACUGAUUGGGAUCAAAUUGUUGGCAUGCAUUCAGCAUGGAUAUUUCACCUGUAAAACGUGAAUAAUUAUCAUUCACGAUUGAGAGUGAUGAUGGCCUAAUUUAUAAUAAGGUAGGCCUAAUUUGGUAUUUUAGGAUUUAAAAAAUAGAACAACUUAAUUGAGCCACAUACAGUUGAAGUCGGAAGUUUACAUACACUUAGUUUGGAGUCAUUAAAACUUGUUUUUCAACCACUCCACAAAUGUCUUGUUAACAAACUAUAGUUUUGGCAAGUCGGUUAGGACAUCUACCUUGUGCAUGACACAAGUAAUUUUUCCAACAAUUGUUUACAGACAGAUUAUUUCACUUAUAAUUCACUGUAUCACAAUUCCAGUGGGUCAGAAGUUUACAUACACUAAGUUGACUGUGCCUUUAAACAGCUUGGAAAAUUCCAGAAAAGUAUGUAUUGGCUUUAGAAGCUUCUGAUAGGCUAAUUGACAUCAAUUGAGUCAAUUGGAGGUUUACUUGUGGAUGUAUUUCAAGGCUUACCAUUCAAACUCAGUGCCUCUUUGCUUGACAUCAUGGGAAAAUCAAAAGAAAUCAGCUAUGACCUCAGAAAAACUUUUGUAGACCUCCACAAGUCUGGUUCAUCCUUGGGAGCAAUUUCCAAAUGCCUGAAGGUACCACGUUCAUCUGUACAAACAAUAGUACACAAGUAUAAACACCAUGGAACCACACAGCCGUCAUACCGCUCAGGGAGGAGACGCGUUCUGUCUCCUAGAGAUGAAUGUACUUUGGUGCGAAAAGUGCAAAUCAAUCCCAGAACAACAGCAAAGGACCUUGUGAAGAUGCUGGAGGAAACAGGUACAAAAGUAUCUAUAUCCACAGUAAAACGAGUCCUAUAUCGACAUAACCUGAAAGGCCGCUCAGCAAGGAAGAAGCCACUGCUCCAAAACCGCCAUAAAAAGCCAGACUACGGUUUGCAACUGCACCUGGGGACAAAGAUCGUACUUUCUGGAGAAAUGUCCUCUGGUCUGAUGAAAGAAAAAUAGAACUGUUUGGCCAUAAUGACCAUCGUUAAGUUUGGAGGAAAAAGGGGGUUGUUUGCAAGCCGAAGAACACCAUCCCAACCGUGAAGCACAGGAGGUGGCAGCAUCAUGCUGUGGGGGUGCUUUGCUGCAGGAGGGACUGGUGCACUUCACAAAAUAGAUGGCAUCAUGAGGAAGGAAAAUUAUGUGGAUAUAUUGAAGCAACAUCUCAAGACAUCAGUCAGGAAGUGGACAAUGACCCCAAGCAUACUUCCAAAGUUGUGGCAAAAUGGCUGAAGGACAACAAAGUCAUGGUAUUGGAGUGGCCAUCACAAAGCCCUGACCUCAAUCCUAUAGAAAAUUUGUGGGCAGAACUGAAAAAGCAUGUGCGAGCAAGGAGGCCUACAAACCUGACUCAGUUACACCAGCUCUAUCAGGAGGAAUGGGCCAAAAUUCACCCAACUUAUUGUGGGAAGCUUGUGGAAGGCUAACUGAAACGUUUGACCCAAGUUAAACAAUUUAAAGGCAAUGCUACCAAAUACUAAUUGAGUGUAUAUAAACUUCUGACCCACUGUGAAUGUGAUUUAAAUAAAUAAAAGCUGAAAUAAAUCCUUCUCUCUACUAUUUUUCUGACAUUUCACAUUCUUAAAAUAAAGUGGUGAUCCUAACUGACAGGGAAUAUUUACUAUGAUUAAAUGUCAGGAAUUGUGAAAAACUGAGAUUAAAUGUAUUUGGCUAAGGUGUAUGUAAACCUCCGACUUCAACUGUAUAUUUAAGUUUUUUAUUUUUAAUACAUUUGCAAAAAUGUCUAAACCAGUUUUUGCUUUGUCAUUAUGGGGUAUUGUGUGUAGAUUGAGGAAACAAAUUAAUUGAAUCCAUUUUAGAAUAAGGCUGUAACGUAACAAAAUGUGGAAAAAAUGUGGUUCUCUGUAGCUCAGCUGGUAGAGCACGGCACUUGUAACGCCAAGGUAGUGGGUUCGAUCCCCGGGACCACCCAUACACAAAAAUGUAUGCACGCAUGACUGUAAGUCGCUUUGGAUAAAAGCGUCUGCUAAUUGGCAUAUUAUUAUUAUUAUUAUUAUUAUUAUUAUUAUUAUUAUUAUUAUUAUAAAAAGGGAAGUGGUCUGAAUACUUCCCGAAUGCACUCUAGCGCUAGUGAACAGCAAACCUGGUUUCAAAAAACAAAUAAAGCAACACCUCACGGCACAACGCCUCUCCCCAUGUGACCUACUUGUUGUGUGUAUGUACUGACAUGUACUGUAUGUGUAACUGAUAGAUGUACACGCACACAUUACAUAUUUAAUAUUUUUAAAUGUAUGUAAACUGUAAAGUAUUUUGUCUGUAAUGUAUUUUUCGUUAUAUGUCGGACCCCAGUAAGACUAACUGUGGCCGUCGGCUAAUAGGGAUCCUAAUAAAUCAAAUUGUAGUCCUAAGAUCUCUGUAUCCACUCUUUUCAUUGGCCUAUGCUAUUGGUUACAUUUAAGACAUGGGUUGUUCGUUUUAUUGAUCUCUGUAUGUCAAUGUCAGAGUAACUUUUAAUUUAGGUAAUUUGUGUGGUAUGUAAAAAUAUACACUGCUCAAAAAAAUAAAGGGAACACUAAAAUAACACAUCCUAGAUCUGAAUGAAUGAAAUAAUCUUAUUAAAUACUUUUUUCUUUACAUAGUUGAAUGUGCUGACAACAAAAUCACACAAAAAUUAUCAAUAGAAAUCAAAUGUAUCAACCCAUGGAGGUCUGGAUUUGGAGUCGCCCUCAAAAUUAAAGUGGAAAACCACACUACAGGCUGAUCCAACUUUGAUGUAAUGUCCUUAAAACAAGUCAAAAUGAGGCUCAGUAGUGUGUGUGGCCUCCACGUGCCUGUAUGACCUCCCUACAACGCCUGGGCAUGCUCCUGAUGAGGUGGCGGUGGUCUCCUGAGGGAUCUCCUCCCAGACCUGGACUAAAGCAUCCGCCAACUCCUGGACAGUCUGUGGUGCAACGUGGCGUUGGUGGAUGGAGCGAGACAUGAUGGCCCAGAUGUGCUCAAUUGGAUUCAGGUCUGGGGAACGGGCGGGCCAGUCCAUAGCAUCAAUGCCUUCCUCUUGCAGGAACUGCUGACGCACUCCAGCCACAUGAGGUCUAGCAUUGUCUUGCAUUAGGAGGAACCCAGGGCCAACCGCACCAGCAUAUGGUCUCACAAGGGGUCUGAGGAUCUCAUCUCGGUACCUAAUGGCAGUCAGGCUACCUCUGGCGAGCACAUGGAGGGCUGUGCGGCCCCCCCAAAGAAAUGCCACCCCACACCAUGACUGAUCCACCGCCAAACCGGUCAUGCUGGAGGAUGUUGCAGGCAGCAGAACGUUCUCCACGGAUCUCCAGACUCUGUCACGUCUGUCACAUGUGCUCAGUGUGAACCUGCUUUCAUCUGUGAAGAGCACAGGGCGCCAGUGGCUAAUUUGCCAAUCUUGGUGUUCUCUGGCAAAUGCCAAACGUCCUGCACGGUGUUGGGCUGUAAGCACAACUCCCACCUGUGGACGGCGGGCCCUCAUACCACCCUCAUGGAGUCUGUUUCUGACCGUUUGAGCAGACACAUGCACAUUUGUGGCCUGCUGGAGGUCAUUUUGCAGGGCUCUGGCAGUGCUCCUCCUGCUCCUCCUUGCACAAAGGCGGAGGUAGCAGUCCUGCUGCUGGGUUGUUGCCCUCCUACGGCCUCCUCCACGUCUCCUGAUGUACUUGCCUGUCUCCUGGUAGCGCCUCCAUGCUCUGGACACUACGCUGACAGACACAGCAAACCUUCUUGCCACAGCUCGCAUUGAUGUGCCAUCCUGGAUGAGCUGCACUACCUGAGCCACUUGUGUGGGUUGUAGACUCCGUCUCAUCCUACCACUAGAGUGAAAGCACCGCCAGCCAAUUUUUUUCUCGGACCCGCAAACCCCUAAGACCCUGUUCUUCAGGACUGAUCCCCGAAUGGUAUGAAACUCUGGCGACGGCCCUGGUGUGUGUGUGUUUUGUGUUGGGUCUAUUUACAAUCAUUGGUUGCCACACAGGGUCGACCUGGGCAGUUGUAUUCAUGUAACACUGAUAACACUGUCUAACAAUAGAGUUAUGAUGUUGUGAAACAUGCUAGACAUGAGCAGCUCUUAAAAUACUAAAGCCUCUCUCUCUCUCACUCUCUCUCCCCCCCCCCCCCCCCCCCCCCCCCCCCAUUUUCCAGCCCUGGGCAUUUGUGUCAGUGGCUGUAGGUCUCUGUCCUCGCUAGCUGAGCUACCAGAGAUGCACCAAAUGAUGAGACAAACCUGUAGAGACUACGCAGACCGAGAGCUGGCUCCUAUUGCUGGCAAACUAGACAAGGAACACCUCUUCCCCGCCCAACAGGUACAGACACACAUGUACUAGUGAUGCGCGGUUAACUCAUAACCCGCAGUCCCCCGCGGUUAGGGAUGGACAUGAGUUGGAUGUCAAAACUCUAUCUUUGACCAGAGAUAAAAAAAGAAAUAAUAAUCAAAUCAAAUUCUGUAAAAGUACUUGGUGGAAUGUGCUUUGUGGCUUGUCGGACAACGUUCAUUUGCUUUGACUCUAGUGUUCCAUUUGUACAUGUGCAUUUGCAGGGCACAACAAAAAAGAAACCAAGACAAGCAUCACACAGUUCUUCUCCCUAAAUUCCCUUUCCCCUCCAUAUCUCUCGUACUCAAUUGCGUUCCGACCGCUCCCUCUACACACGCGUGCUGAGUUCGCACACGAGCUCCUGUUGGCCUACAGAAAUGCCUAGAAAAACGGUGGACAUAAAAAAUGCCUCUAACUGAUGGGAUACACAAUCUACACUCCUUGCCAAAUGACGACAGUUUUAUCACAAAUUCACAAUGGACUGGUUGAUUGAAGUAGGUAAAUAUGUGUUCCAACAAUGAGCUGCAGUUUUGGAAUAAUUUCAUCCCGUCGAUUUUCCGCUUUGGCUACUUUGCGAACUGCUUGUGCCAUUUAAAUUUGGUUAGCCCAGGCUUUAACCCCCGUAAACAUAGACAGGUUCCACACCUGAAAAUAUGCAAAAACAUUUGUUUGAUAAAGACAAAGAGCAUAUUUUCAUCAGAAUCAUUAAGUUUAGGCCUACUCACCAAACAGAUGUCGUCGCCGUAAUUCAUCACCAUGCAGUGUUCAAUGGGGAAUUGUUAAUCCGUUUAGAAAAUUCCAAAGAACAGGCAGAAUAAACUAAAUCGAACUUCUGUAGGCCUAUAUCGAAAAGAAGAAACACUUUUUUUAGGGUUUCAAACCAAAGUCUAUUUCAACGUGUCAAACUAAACCCUGUUUCAAAUUAUCACUCUGAGAAUAACGGUUCCAGACGUGUAUCACUUCACACUGGCAACUUUGUUCAUUUUGAAAAAUAUGAUUAUAUUAUUAUAUGUUUUUUGUGUCUUGACUGAUGAGGGCUCGGGAAAUAAGAGCGUCUUGUCUGCUAAAUUAACAAAACAAGGCUAUGCCACUGCACAGCUAUAGGCUUCUACAAGCAAGCGCCACUGCUGAGGUUAAUGCCUUUUUGAAGAUUGUGUUACACAAUAUAACCAGUUGAUAUUACGGUUUCAAUAAAUUAAUCUUAAAUGACUAUUGUUUUUUAUUGACUGAAUAUCUGAGGCAUUUUAGCAAUUAAGAUUUGUUAUGUGUAAUGGUUGUGAUAAUAUAGGCAUUGUUGUGCUCUGUUGGCAUGUACAUACUAUAAAUGCGCACACCCUAACUCUCAUGUUUCUAAAAAAUAUAUGUUUUCUCCAUUCCAAGUCAAAAAAAAUGUAAUGCUAGUACUCCCAACAGUCAAACGUCAAAAGCCCAUCGCUACCCCCAGUUAUAUCCGCGGGAAGGUUGGGUUUAGGGCAGGUUGAAUAAAGGGAAACCAAUGCAUUAAAAAUGCAUAAUUCUUGUGCAAUUCAUAUCUAUCAGCUAAAUUGAGGUUUUUCUUUCAUUAUUUGUAUGUCAUUAGUGCGUAAGCCUAAACUUCAGGGCCUGACUGUACAAGUGCCAAAUACACGCCAAUAGCCAAAUGCUUUUUGGAACUUGGGCAGGGAAGCUCAUCUGCCUGCUCGUCGUCCUCACCAGGGUCUUGACCUGACUGCAGUUCGGCGUCGUAACCAACUUCAGUGGGCAAAUGCUCACCUUCGAUGGCCACUGGCACGCUGGAGAAGUGUGCUCUUCACAGAUGAAUCCCGGUUUCAACUGUACCGGACAGAUGGCAGACAUCGUGUAUGGUGUCGUGUGGGUGAGCGGUUUGCUGAUGUCAACGUUGUGAACAGAGUGCCCCAUGGUGGCGGUGGGGUUAUGUUAUGGGCAGGCAUAAGCUACGGGCAACAAACACAAUUGCAUACUCACCAGACAUGUCACCCAUUGAGCAUGUUUGGGAUGCUCUGGAUCGACAUGUACGAAAGCAUGUUCCAGUUCCUGCCAAUAUCCAGCAACUUCGCACAGCCAUUGAAGAGGAGAGGGACAACAUUCCACAGGCCACAAUCAACAGCCUGAUCAACUCUAUGUAAAGGAGAUGUGUCGCGCUGCAUGAGGCAAAUGGUGGUCACACCAGAUACUGACUGGUAUUCUGAUCCACUCCCCUACUUUGUUUUUUAGGUGUCUGUGACCAACAGAUGCAUAUCUAUAUUCCCAGUCAUAUGAAAUCCAUAGAUUAGGGUCUAAUGAAUUUAUUCCAAUUGACUGUUUUUUUUAUUUUUAUAUGAACUGUAACUCAGUAAAGUCUUAAAUUGUUGCAUGUUGCAUUCAUAUUUAUGUUCAGUGUAUUAACUCCUGCAGAAUGAAGCAUUUUAUGGCAUUAAUGAUACACCAAAUGUACAUUUUGACUCCGGAACAAGAGUGGAGAAAUAUGAUUGAUUUAUUUCAGCAUCUUAAAGGUCAUGACAGUCAAAAUUAUGUUUUGGAUGAAACCAGAUAAAAGUAUGCUAACUAAAGUAUGAAAAAUUACUGUUGCUUCUACAUUGAUAAAGUUUGAUCAUAAAGUUACUGAGGUGGGAUUAUUAAGGGGAUAGGGUGACAUCACCCUAACUCAUUUUAAUACACCAAUGGUAACAUGACAUUCUCUUACCUAAUUUAAAUAAGUAGUACCGCCUUGUAACCAACAUCGGAGAAGGCGUAUUUGGGGAGGUGCGUAGUUUAUAUAGCUAGGUAGCUACUCUACUGGUGCCAAAAUGUGACUGUAGGGUGUCAGCAAAUAUAAUUAGAAGUUUACACUUUAUCUAUGGCAGAGAUACUUAUGUCUCCUCUUUCACCUGUGUCUGGUGUUAGCUAGUUACUGGCUAGCUAGGUCUUCAGCCAGCGUUGAACAAAGGGGGGGAAGGGUCGUUCAAAACUGGGACACAUCUGUCAGUGCUCCUGUGAACUGCAUCAUAAGAGACAUGCCAAACGGGAGAUGUAUAAAAGAAAAAGUGACAUCAUUGAUGCAAUUUCAAUGUUGUUUGAGUUGCUUUGUGUGUCACCAAAUUGAGAUGAUUUUACUGCAACACUGCUCAUUGCAUCCAAGUUUUUUGACAUAGGCGUUUCAAAGAGCUGUCAGUCAAGGCGAGCUUAUGAAUAUAAGCUUCCUGCUCACUCAGCCUGUCUUUUCAAACUUCCUUGUAGUUAGCCAUGAAAGAAAGUACUUUUUCUAAAUGUUAAGCAUUUUCUAUCCCCCCAAAAUAUUAUGGGUGAUAUUUUAGUCACUCGAAAGGAUAUUUUACAUGGGAAUCGGAAUGACUGUUCUGGACCUUUAAAAAAAAAUAUGAAUGCGUGAUUAGGGAACGUCUGUAAAGGUGCUAUCUUUAUCAGAAUCAUAAAAGCUGAUAGUAUUUCAACCACAAAGUAUGCAUGCAUCCAAGCCGAACUGAAAUCUUAUCAGAAACAUGUUGUUUUCACUGCUUAGAAUUUCCUUAAAACCGGUCAAACCGAUGUCAUUUGGAAAUUUUGCACAGUAAAUAUUUCCAGUUUUUUGGGGUUAUUGCAUUUCCUCCCCAGUCCCUCAAUGUUUUCUGCAGGAGAGAAGCAGAGAUUAUAAAAAUCAAAUUAAAUUUUAUUGGUUGCAUACACAUAUUUAGCAGAUGUUAUUGCGGGUCUAGCGAAAUGCUUGUGUUCCUAGAACUUUACCGAUGUCAAUUAUACUGAACAAAAAUAUAAACGCACCAUGCAACAAUUUCUAAGAUUUUGCUGCGUUACAGUUCAUAUAAGGAAAUCAGUCAAUUGAAAUAAAUUCAUUAGGCCCUAUUCACAUGACUGGGCAGGGGUGCAGACAUAGGUGGGCCUGGGAGGGCUUAGGCCCACCCACUUGGGAGCCAGGCCCACUCACAAUGAGAUUUUCCCUACAAAAGGGCUUUAUUACAGACAGGAAUACUCCUCAGCAUCUCAGCACCCGACGAUCCUGCAGGUGAAGAAGCCGGAUGUGGAGGUCCUAGGCUGGCGUGGUUACACACGGUUGAGAGGCUGGUUGGACCUACUGCCAAAUUCUCUAAAACGACGUUGGAGGCGGCUUAUUGUAGAGAAAUUAAAUUAUCUGGAAACAGCUCUGGUGGACAUUUCUGCAGUAAGCAUGUCUAUUGCAAGUUUCCUGAAAAUAUGAGACAUCUGUGGCAUUGUGUUGCGUGACAAAACGGCACAUUUUAGAAUGGCCUUUUAUUGUCCCCAGCACAAGGUGCACCUGUGUAAUGAUCAUGCUGUUUAAUCGGCUUCUUGAUAUACCAUACCUGUCAGUUGGAUGGAUUAUCUUGACAAAGGAUAAAAUCCUCACUAACAGGGAUGUAAACAAAUUUGUGCACAAAAUUUUAGAGAAAUAAGCUUUUUGGCGUAUGGAACAUUUAUGGGAUCUUUUAUUUCAGCUCAUGAAACAUUGGACCAGCACUUUAUAUUAUAUAUACUUAUAUUUUAUAUUAUAUAUACUUUAUACUUAUAUUUUUGUUCAGUGUAGAUUGAAGCAUUCAUCGAUUUAUGACAUUCUGGUGAGCAAGGGCUUAUUUAGUCUUCUAUGGCAGUAAUGACAGAAGAGAAGCUGCAUGUAUCUAAUUAUAGACAAGUUGACUAACAAAUAGCCUACCAAAAUGUUGGGAAUUAUAAGCAGGAACAUAUCUAGGCUUACAUUUUUUUAUUAAAUCUGCACCCCCUGUCAAAAAGAUUGUUCCACCUUCUCUGACGCAUUUUCUAUCAGCCUAUUUCCGGGUUAGGGUCUGGUGCGGGACUCAGAUUUUCACUAUCACAUAGUCAGGCGGUUGAGGAUGGGUUAUUAGCAAUUGCGGUCGUGUGAACAAACACGCAUCACUAACACACACACAUCACUAAGCAGGCACACACGCAGAACACGGAAUAUGAGGUACACAUACACACACACCUUCCCCACACACCUCUAACGCUUCCAUGUGUGUGUUUGUGCAGGUGCGCGAGCUGGGUGCUAUGGGGGUGAUGGCUGUAGAGGUUCCUGAGGAGCUGGGAGGAGCAGGUAUGGACUACCUGGCCUAUGCUCUGGCCGUGGAGGAGAUCAGUAGGGGCUGCGGCAGCACUGGAUGUGUGGUCUCGGUCAACAAUGUACGUAAGAGUGUGUGUAUUAGAAAAGUGUGUUUUAUGUUGUCGCUGUAUCUAGCACUGAUACUAAAGGUGUGUGUGUGUGUGUGUGUAGUCUUUGUACAUAGGGCCGAUAUUGAAGUUUGGAACACAGAAGCAGAAGGAACAGUGGAUAACUCCCUUCACGACCGGAGAGAAAGUUGGCUGCUUCGCUCUGAGUGAACCAGGUACACCACAGACGCACACAACACACACUGUGCCCCAGAGCCAUCCGUUCACUAUUACACUCCAACUCACUGUGUAGGUAAUGGUAGUGAUGCAGGGGCAGCGUCUACGUUAGCCAGACAGGAGGGAGAGGAGUGGGUGUUGAUUCUCUCUCUUUCUCUCCCACCUUCUCUGUGUAGGUAAUGGUAGUGAUGCAGGGGCAGCGUCUACGUUAGCCAGACAGGAGAGAGAGGAGUGGGUGUUGAUUCUCUCUCUUUCUCUCCCACCCUCUCUGUGUAGGUAAUGGUAGUGAUGCAGGGGCAGCGUCUACGUUAGCCAGACAGGAGAGAGAGGAGUGGGUGUUGAUUAUCUCUCUUUCUCUCCCACCCUCUCUGUGUAGGUAAUGGUAGUGAUGCAGGGGCAGCGUCUACGUUAGCCAGACAGGAGGGAGAGGAGUGGGUGUUGAUUCUCUCUCUUUCUCUCCCACCCUCUCUGUGUAGGUAAUGGUAGUGAUGCAGGGGCAGCGUCUACGUUAGCCAGACAGGAGGGAGAGGAGUGGGUGUUGAUUCUCUCUCUUUCUCUCCCACCCUCUCUGUGUAGGUAAUGGUAGUGAUGCAGGGGCAGCGUCUACGUUAGCCAGACAGGAGGGAGAGGAGUGGGUGUUGAACGGGACUAAAGCCUGGAUUACCAAUUGCUGGGAUGCCUCUGCUAGUGUCGUAUUCGCCACCACUGACAAGUCACUCAAACACAAGGUUAGAUACAUCAUUGUUGGAGUCGAGCCAUAGUUAAACCCCCUCGAUUCCUUCUCCAUCUCCCCCCUCCCUCUCUCUCACUCAUUCUCUCUCUCAGUAUUUUGAUAUUAUAAUACUUUAUCAAUGUAACUUAUACAUGCAAUUCAGUGUGUUCUCCCUCCCUCCGUAGGGUAUCAGUGCAUUCCUGGUGCCCAUGCCCCAUCCUGGCCUGUCCCUGGGGAAGAAGGAGGAUAAGCUGGGCAUCAGAGCAACCUCCACUGCCAACCUCAUCCUGGAGGACUGUAGGAUACCCCUGGGUAACAUGCUGGGGCCACGAGGAUCUGGCUUCAAGAUAGCAAUGGUUGGUUUAUAGGGGGGAGUGUGGUGUUGGUUGUGUGUGUGUGUGUGCAUAGUCCAUCUGAGUGAUAAUGUGCGUCUGUGCAUGUCCGUGUGUGUCUGUGUAUGUGUGUACCGACCCCCCCCUCUCUCUCUCUCCCAUAGCAAACCCUGGACAGUGGGCGUAUAGGUAUAGCAGCCCAGGCUCUGGGUAUUGCUCAGGCUGCUCUGGACUGUGCUGCGGACUACGCUCACAAACGCACCGCCUUCGGCGCUCCCAUUGGCAAGCUGCAGGCCGUACAGGUGCGUGUGUGUGUGUGUGUGUGUGUGUGUGUAAAUGUUAAGGUGUGUCUGUUAUAUUAAAGUGGAACUGACAGCGUUUUAACUAAUUUGCAGAUAUGAAACAGGCAAUCAUAAUAUCAGUCAAAAAUUCCCAGCUACAAAACCAACUUUAUAACAGGUUUUAAAAAUAGGUUCUAUUUGACUCAACAUUCCAUGAUGUACACUAAGGCAUUGUUGGCAGAAUAGAUGGAUGCAGUUCGAUGCAUGAUUAAUAUAAUUCAACAAUACAUUUCUUGGUAGUCCAAAAAAUAUUGCUAUCAGGUUGUAAAUCACAGCUGGCCUGGUACAUGGUUUGCUGCCUCUGUUCAGGGAUGCACUGUUUGUUUCAAUGACUCAAUGUUUUGGACAAAAAUUGACAAAUGUAACUAAGGCUGGGAAUGUGAAUACAAUCAAACUAACAAGGGCAAUGAUCACAAGUCAGUCAUAUAAUGUGGCUAAUAGGCUAGUGUAUCCAUUUAUGUAGCAAGCUAAAAACACGGAGCCUAACGUUAGCUAGCUAGCUGCUAGGAGGAUGUCAUGUUAUUGGAGAAGUGACUGACUUUUUCGCCCUCAUAUCGUUUUUCGGUGUCUAUACACAGCUAGAGAUGCAGGUGUCAUUUGGUUAGCUAGCAAGAACUUGAACAACUGUUAUCCAGUUAGCAUAUCUCUUGCGUUCGCAAAUUCACUAUGGCUAUAUACUUUGAUUUCAGAGCACUCUCGUCUGAGUGUGCCAGAGCGCAGAAUAACUGAUGAAUUUACGAACACGCAACAUCGGCUGAAAAUGACCGGUGUCAGUAAGCAUAGGCAAAAAAAGUAAUAGUUAGUCACGGAUGCUGUAGAUAACAUUUAAACAGCCUAACCAGCUCUGCUAGGGCGGGUAAAAUGGUCAGAGUGAGGUGUUCUCUCAUUUGUCUUGAAGUAGCAAGCUAGCCAACUUUAGCCAGUUAGCUUGGUUGCAGGCAAGCUGCAGAAGAACGAGCAGGCUACUAUUCCCCAUCGAUUAUAAGUAUAAUUUUGACAGCCAACUAGCUGAAACAGUUUGAGAGAGUUUAUCUAAUGUGCCUUCGUUAGAUUUUAGCUCAUCUUGCUCUGGCUAGCAUUAGUUGUUGAUCUUGUUGUUGUUGUUGAUGUGCAUAACUGAGGGAGAGAGAGUCUACUUUUUCAUGGUUGUUUGAUCAAAAGGACUCCAGUGAUAUUGACAUAUUUGCAUAAAUCAAUUCAGGUGUAUUUUGUGGCUUUUGGCGAAUGUGUUCUAAUGAUCUAAAGACGCGCUGUUGCUACUGCCUGUAAACACACAGUCCAGUGUCAUGUUCUUCCUGGGGGUGUAUAUGAACAGAUUUAAUAACAUUUCAUGUUGCUAAAAUGUUGUCAGUUCCACUUUAAGGGUGUGUAUCUCUAUGCUUCAGUUCAAACUGGCAGACAUGGCUGUAGCUGUUGAAAGCGCUCGUCUCCUCACCUGGAAGGCUGCAAUGCUAAAAGACACCAAGAAACCCUUCACCAAGGUACACACCCCACCAUACCACACACACACACACCAUCCUCUCUGUCAUAUUACAUAACGUUGUACUUCCUCCUUCCUGUCCCCACAGGAAGCAGCGAUGGCCAAACUAGCAGCCUCUGAGGCCGCUACCUUCUGCGGCCACCAGGUACGCAUCAGAGAGCCUGUCAUGUCCUUAUUUCUAGAACUAGUGCCUGAAUCAAUUAAUAAUCAAUACGGAAUUCUAAACCCUUAAAAAUGUUGACUUCAUUUUCUCUAUCUGUGGAACUAAAAGUCGAUCCAGGUUCUUGGGGGAAUGGGUUACGUGACAGACAUGCCAGCAGAGAGGCACUACCGCGACGCGCGGAUCACUGAGAUCUACGAAGGCACCAGUGAGAUCCAGAGACUAGUGAUAGCCGGCCAGCUGCUGAAGGAAUAUGCACCAUAGAGACUUGCGAUUUAGUCCCAAAUGGCCGUCUAUUCCCUACAUAGUGCACUACU
Messenger RNA from Coregonus sp. 'balchen', 15579 nucleotides. Lineage: Eukaryota; Metazoa; Chordata; Actinopteri; Salmoniformes; Salmonidae. The record is from the annotation of a GenBank genome assembly.